This is a messenger RNA of Plectropomus leopardus (leopard coralgrouper), 540 nucleotides long. RefSeq names its product ubiquitin-ribosomal protein eL40 fusion protein-like. The record is from RefSeq and is a predicted model, not a curated record. Gene Ontology annotation, molecular function: structural constituent of ribosome; protein binding. Gene Ontology annotation, cellular component: ribosome. Gene Ontology annotation, biological process: translation. NCBI's taxonomy places the organism in Eukaryota, Metazoa, Chordata, Actinopteri, Perciformes, Serranidae.
AAAAAACUGGAUGAGCUUGUUUACCUUCUUAAGGACAGGACCAGGCUCAUCAAGUUCCUGUUUUGUCUCACUCGUGCUGGUGAAUGGUCUCGAUUGAGCAAAAAUGCAGAUUUUUGUGAAAACGCUGACGGGUAAAACCAUUACCCUGGAGGUGGAGCCCAGUGACACCAUUGACAAUGUCAAGGCCAAAAUCCAAGACAAGGAAGGAAUCCCCCCUGAUCAGCAGCGUCUCAUUUUUGCUGGAAAACAGCUGGAGGAUGGACGCACCUUGUCAGACUACAACAUCCAGAAGGAGUCGACCCUCCACCUCGUCCUGCGUCUGAGAGGAGGCAUCAUGGAGCCCUCUAUGAAAUUGCUGGCUCAAAAGUACAACUGCGACAAGAUGGUGUGCCGCAAGUGCUAUGCUCGUUUACAUGUACGAGCUACAAACUGCCGCAAGAAGAAGUGCGGACACACCGAUCACCUCCGACCCAAGAAGAAGCUUAAGUAGACAGCUGCAAUCAGCGAUCAAUGUUGUCAAUAAAACAUUUUGACAAGAAA